AUGGAUAUUUACAUGGAGAAACAAGCUGUUUUAACUUCAGUCGACGCUUUAUCAAAAUUUUCGGUCGAACGAAAUGCUGCCAAGUUCAUUAAAGAAGUAAGUUUGCAAUACCUUAAGCUUAACCCUUCUAAGCCUAAGUCUACUAAGCUUAAGCCUACUAAGCCUAAGCCUAAGCCUAAGCCUAAGCCUACUAAGCCUAAGCCUACUAAGCCUAAGCCUACUAAGCCUAAGCCUACUAAGCCUAAGCCUACUAAGCCUAAGCCUACUAAGCCUAAGCCUACUAAGCCUAAGCCUACUAAGCCUAAGUUUACUAAGCCUAAGCCUACUAAGCCUAAGCCUACUAAGCCUAAGCCUACUAAGCCUAAGCCUACUAAGCCUAAGCCUACUAAGCCUAAGCCUACUAAGCCUAAGCCUACUAAGCCUAAGCCUACUAAGCCUAAGCCUACUAAGUCUAAGCCUACUAAGCCUAAGCCUACUAAGCCUAAGCCUACUAAGCUUAAGCCUACUAAGCCUAAGCCUAUUUAAAAUGACAUUUAAACGACAAUAACAAACAUUUUAUAGGACUUCGACGAUCGAUUCGGUCCACAAUGGCAUUGCAUCGUGGGAAAACAGUUUGGUUGCUACGUAUCACAUUACAAAAACGACUUUAUUUACUUUUACGUGAACGCCGUUGCCAUUUUGUUGUAUCGGACUGGAAGUAAAUGA
This is a messenger RNA of Bursaphelenchus okinawaensis, 705 nucleotides long. NCBI's taxonomy places the organism in Eukaryota, Metazoa, Nematoda, Chromadorea, Rhabditida, Aphelenchoididae. The record is from the annotation of a GenBank genome assembly.